CUUUUCGUCACUUACCAGGGAGCCAUACCGGUGAACAUAUUGCGAACAACUUCCUACAGGUUGUUCGUGAGUUGGAAGCUAUACACAAGAUAGGGGUGGUUACGUUGGAUAAUGCAUCCAACAACGAUACCAUGAUGGCGUCUCUGGAGAUCCAGCUAAGGCGACUCGGUAUUUCCAUUCGAUAAAGAAGGCAAUCGAAUUCGGUGCUUCCCCCAUGUCGUGAAUAUCGCCGUACAAACUGCGUUGAAGACCCUGUCCGCCUCUUCAGCCGAAACGUCAACCGACACGGAAACACUAUCUCGCGACCCGAUUCAGCUCUUGCGCUCCCUCAUCAACGACUGUCGUGCCUCCAGCCAACGGAGAGAAGACUUCCUCGCCACCAUAGAUGAAGGAAAUCGGUCACACGCAUGGGCGGAAGGGAAGGAGUUGCCUGUCGCCGAGCUUUUGAGGGAUAUGGAAGUUCGGUGGUCGUCAACAUACCUUAUGAUCGACCGCGCUCUCGAGCUUUAUCAGGCUAUCGAUUGUUUCCUCAAUAAAUCCAAACAGCGCGACAUCUCAUGUUACAACCUCACCUCAGACGACCUCAGAGUACUCGCUGACAUCCGGGAUUUUCUCGCUAUCCCUCACGAUGUUCAGCAAUUGCUAUCCAAUGAGAAGACACCAACUCUUCCGAAUGUUCUUCCCGCUUACGAAGAACUUUUGAGCAUGUUGAAAGACUCCGUCGACGACUUCCCUCACCUCUCUCAAGCGAUCGAAGCUGCCGUCUCAAAAAUUGAGGAGUAUGUUGGGAAAGCCCGUAAAACUCGUGCAUAUGCACUUGCGAUCGGUAAG
Molecule: messenger RNA, 831 nt
Organism: Stereum hirsutum FP-91666 SS1
Lineage: Eukaryota; Fungi; Basidiomycota; Agaricomycetes; Russulales; Stereaceae
Exons: 5
Source: RefSeq, a predicted model, not a curated record